Molecule: messenger RNA, 1516 nt
Organism: Gambusia affinis (western mosquitofish)
Lineage: Eukaryota; Metazoa; Chordata; Actinopteri; Cyprinodontiformes; Poeciliidae
Product: trichohyalin-like
Exons: 2
Coding region: 1-1458 (485 amino acids)
Source: RefSeq, a predicted model, not a curated record
AUGGGAUCCCACGGGAGAAAGGGAGGCCAGCAAAACCCCCCAGGCAGGUUCCCUCCUGCAAACCCGAAUGACUUACACGAGGAAAUCCAGAGACUCAACUACCUCCUGGAAAUGGAGAGAGCCGGAAGGGACCAAACACUGGCCCACCUGGAGGCCGAGCUGCACAGCAAGACUUUGAGGCAGCAAGACUUGGAGGAGUUAAAGGUGGCCCACCUCCUCAGCCAGGAAGCUUUUGUAGCUGAAGUACAGGCUGAGAAAAAGAAAAGUGAGGCUCUCCAAGAACAACUGGACCAACUCCAGACUUCCUUUGAGGAGCUGCGCUCCAAGUAUCAAGCCGACGAUGCUCUGGUGAGGCAGGAGGCAGAGACACAAAAGUUUCAUGAACCAAGGCAGAGUGAGGAACAACGACUCCUGGAAAACCUGAGAGCUGAAAAAGACCAAAUGUUUCAUGAAAUGUCGCAAAAGAUCGCGUUCCUGGAAGAUAGUGAGAAACUUCUUCAGGAAGAAUUGACUCAACUCAGACGUUCAUACAACGAACUGAACAGUAAAUAUGAAAGCGACAUUUCUAUACUAAAGCAUGACGUGGAAAAAUAUCAGGAGGAGGUAAAACAUGAGAAAGACGCCAACAUUGAAAGAGAAAAGCAGAAUCUGCAGCUCAUCAACAAGCUGAGAGCCGAGAAGGAGGAGCUCUCCCAAAACAUGUCAGAAGAAAUCACCAUCUGGCAAAAAAGAGAGAAGCUGAUGUUCCAUGAACUGGAUCAGGUUCACGCUUCACACGAGGAGCUAAAAUGUAAAUAUGAAGCAGAAAUCCUGGAUUUACAGAAGCAGGUUGAAACUCACCAGCGGCAGAUAAAGGAGGAGAGAAAAGAUUGCCUGGAGAGAAUAGAGGAGAACAUGGUGCUUCUGGACACCAUGAGAGCUGAGAAGGAAGAGCUCUUCCAAAACAUGUCAGAAGAAAUAGCAAUUCUGCAAAAAAGAGAGAAGCUGAUAGUCAGUGAACUGGAUCAGAUUCCCAUUUUCUACAAGGAGCUAAAAUGGAGAUAUGAAAGAGAAAUCCUUGAUUUACAACAGCAGGUUGAAACUCACCAGCGGCAGGUAAAGGAGGAGAGAAAAGAUUGCCUGGAGAGAAUAGAGGAGGACAUGGUGCUUCUGGACAAGCUGAGAGCCGAGUAUGUCAUCCUCCAGGAAAACACAACAACAGAAAUUAAAUUCCUGCAAGACAAGGAUAGGAGCGCCCAGGCAGAGCUGGAGCAGAUUAACGGUUUGUACCAGGAGCUGAACUGUCGGUACAAAACUGAUGUCACUGCAUUGAAACAACAAGCAGAAACAUACCAGCAGGAGAUCAGUUGUCUGAAAAAUGAUCUAGAAAGAGCAAGAGAGGAUUUUCUGUUGGAGGACUUGGACAAUCCAGAGACUAAAACCACGCAGGAUGGUGGCGCUGCUAGAUGUAACCAGUGAGCACUGAACGGCUGCGUCAGAGGUUGUGUUGUGACGUUGCAGUUCUCGGGGCCGUUCG